Molecule: messenger RNA, 1797 nt
Organism: Cyclocybe aegerita
Lineage: Eukaryota; Fungi; Basidiomycota; Agaricomycetes; Agaricales; Hemipholiotaceae
Source: the annotation of a GenBank genome assembly
AUGGCGGACGAUAUGGACGUGUUCGCAGCCAUGGGAAUCUCUGGGUUUGGCAAAGCCACUCAGAAGCGAGAGUUGGACCCCUCGCGGUUCGACAAGAAUAAGCGUUCAGAGGCUGCUCCUACCAAGGACUCGAAGCCAAGCGCACCUGUUGCCGGCCCCUCAUCUUUGAGUAGGCAGCCUGAGGUGGCCGCGGAAGAUGACGACGACGAAGAGCAGGGUCCCAUGCCUCUUCCGAAGCCACAAUCAGACGAAGAACCCGAAUAUGACCCAUCUGAAGAGGAGGAUGAAUCUCCUACGUUCCCUACAACACACGAAAUCAUCCUCAAGGAUCAUACGAAGGUCGUCUCAGCGCUCGCCCUUGAUCCUUCUGGUGCGAGACUCAUAUCGGGCUCCUAUGACUACGACUGCAAAUUAUGGGACUUUGGCGGUAUGGAUAUGCGCUGCAAGCCGUUCAAGAGUUGGGAACCUGCUGGAACAUACUACGUCAACGAUCUCAAGUUUUCCAAUGAUGGGACCAAGUUCUUGUGCAUCUCUGGGACGACGCAGGCUAGAUUAUUUGACAGGGAGGGUGAAGAACAAACUGCUUUCGUCAAGGGCGACCCGUAUAUUCGCGACAUGAAGAACACAUCAGGACAUGUGGGCGAACUGACGUCGUGCGCUUGGCAUCCCAAGGAUCCCAAGUUAUUUAUCACGAGUUCAGCUGAUUCUACCAUCAGGAUAUGGGAUGUGGAGAACAAGCGGAAGCAGAAGACCGUCAUCGUCGUCAAAUCCAAGGAAAGAGGCGCAAGGACGAAGGUAACAGCUUGCAAUUAUUCGCCUGACGGGAGUCUUAUCGGCGGUGCGUGUCUGGAUGGAGCAUUACACAUGUGGCAAACAAGCUCGAAUUUUGUGAGGCCCAAUAUGACGAUCGAGAAUGCGCACGUCAAAGGAACGGAGACGGGAUCGUUGGUGUUCUCGGUGGACAAGCAGACUGUGCUUACCCGAGGCGGUGAUGAUACCGUGAAAUUGUGGGAUCUCCGUGCUUUCAAAAAGCCCCUGGCUGUGCAUUCUGGGCUGACCACCCUAUAUCCGACCACUAAUGCCGUAUUCAGUCCGGACGACAAGUUUGUUAUCACGGGGGCGGGAUCAAGCUCGAAAGGCGGUCAAGGGAGGUUGGUAUUCUUGAAGAAAGAUAACCUGGAGGAGGUUAAAUCGCUCGCGGUGGAUGCAACGCCCGUGAAAAUCGUGACAGGUCUUUCAAAUGGCCAAAUUGUCGUACUCUACUCGCCGGUUACAUCCCUAAACGGCGCGAAGCUGAUUCUGAGCAAAGGCCCAGCCAGAAAGCUCGCAAUCGAAGAUAUGUCUGAUGCGCUGGCAGCGCCGCACAUUCUCACUCCGCAUGCAUUGCCCAUGUUUCGUGACAUGGAUUAUGGACGAGGGACGAAGAGAAAACGAGACAAGGACAGGAUGGACCCGAGGAAGAGCAGGAGACCCGAACUGCCCGUCACAGGGCCAGGGAAAGGAGGAAGGGUUGGCGCGAGUGCUACGCAGCAUGUUGUGCAGAACCUGGUCCGAGACACGACAAGAGACGUGGAUCCUCGCGAAGCGCUCCUCAAGUACGCAGAAACCGCUGACAAGGAUCCGCAAUGGACAGCAGGUGGGUUCUUUAAUCUCCUUUCACAGAGUCGCAGUGUUUCUGGCAUGGUUGAGAGGCCGGCAUGGCACGUGCCGAGACAACUUUGUAUUUCGUGGAAGACGACGCAGCCAAAGCCGGUGUUCUCGACGGAGAGCAUGGAGGAGGAGACAGAGCAGAAGUAA